AUAACAUUAGCGGCGUUAGUGGGCAUUGUGAAAGAGAAGCUAUGGCGGAUCAUGAACGACACAGAUGGGGUCUUAAAGCCGACGGAGGGCCGCAGGAGGAGGGAGACAGAGUGAAAACUAAGCCUGUCUCUUGUAGCACUGUGGGGACCGCCGUCAAGCGUACAUCGCAGCAUCUUUCCUCCGGUGAUGAAGAGGAGGGCUCAGCCACCCCACCGGCUCCACCAAAAGUCUCCAAAAUCGGUUUUAACCUGAGCGGUCCGAUUGGGAAGAAAUCCAACAACCCCAUAUCCAUCAAACUUGGAGCAUCAAAACCUAAAGAUCCUGUUCCUCCAGUUCCUCCUAAAAAGGUUGGGCUUGCAUCAGUGUUCAAUGAAGAUGAUGAUAGUGAACCAGAGGAAAUGCCACCUGAAGCAAAGAUGAGAAUGAAGAACAUUGGCAGAGAGACACCAACAUCCGCAGGGCCUAACUCUUUCAAUAAAGGCAAGCAGGGCUUCUCUGACAAUCAGAAGCUUUGGGAGAGGAAGCUGAAGGCCCACGCAGAAGAUGAAAACUAAAUAACAACAGUACUGUAGUUUUUAAUAAGUUGUCAUUGAGAAGUACAGGACUGGCUUGGUUUCAUCAACUUA
Messenger RNA from Periophthalmus magnuspinnatus, 626 nucleotides. Its product is annotated as PEST proteolytic signal-containing nuclear protein-like. The transcript has 5 exons. Lineage: Eukaryota; Metazoa; Chordata; Actinopteri; Gobiiformes; Gobiidae. The record is from RefSeq and is a predicted model, not a curated record. Bases 42 to 554 code for a protein of 170 amino acids. Gene Ontology annotation, cellular component: nucleus. Gene Ontology annotation, biological process: protein ubiquitination; proteasome-mediated ubiquitin-dependent protein catabolic process.